CAACUGCACCGAAUCACCACCGGUCAAGACUUUCUUGGCCUGGUACCUUUGUUAUGCAGCCGCUUCGCGGCAGGCGAUGGCCCAGCGGCUUCAACACUUGCUAGAUGAACAGACGGAAGCCAGCAAGGAGGCUGAGGCAGUGCUCCUGGCAAGGGAGGAGGAGAAAGUGCAACUGCUGGGAUUGUUGAAGCACAAGGAACGUCGUGUGCGACAAGAAUCCUUCUGCAGUUGGCGGUUGCAAGGGGCUUUGCACAACGCCAAAAGCUCGGCUGGGUACUACAUGCUACUUUGCGCACUCCGCAGCUGGAGAGAUUUGGGGCGUGAGCGCAAGGUACGCCGCGCUGCGGAGAAGGUGAAGGUCGUUGGGCAGGGGGACCUCUUGCGCUUCUCCUGCCUCAAGCUUUCCAUCGCGUUGCGCCGUUUGGCCUCCAAGCCUUUUGCAGAUGCAAUGUACCGGCUGAGGGUGCAUGCCGCUUCCCAACGCCUCGAAGAGGACAAGGCAGCCGAUCUCAUCCAUUGUGCUCAAUGGGGAUGGAAAGGUGCCAAAAGCAACUGGACUUUUGUGCGAGAUGCUGGAGGCAAGGACGACAGAGACCUGCUUCAGGUCGAGCCGGUUCAGAUGCAGGCAAAACCUGCAAAGAGCGCAGAAGUCUUGCCACAACAGGUCGAAGCACCGCUAAGACAACUGCAUACUCGGCUUGAACAGCUUAUGGAAGUGGCCAAAGUUGAGGGAGAGCUUGAGGUGAAAGCUGCCAAGGCUCUGUCUGCCACAGAUGUGACACAGAAGCAGCCUCAGCUGGAUGAGGCAAUUGCCUACGAGGCGCUGGUGGGACGACUCCGAGCUGAGCUGCGCUGGGAGCGUGCGUCGCGACACAGCUGCGAGCAGGCUUUGGAAACACUUCGUGGCUCGUAUGGUCUCCUGCUGAGCAGAGUUCCAUCAAAGUGCUAAUGGCCUUGACUCCUAUCGUGGAGUUCAUGGGGAUUUUUAAUUUCUGGCACAUGCCGAGUGUACAAUAGUUAAAAUAAUCGAGCCGUCCUGGCUUCACGCGAAAUGUCCUCUUCAGCGUUGGCUGG
Molecule: messenger RNA, 1074 nt
Organism: Durusdinium trenchii
Lineage: Eukaryota; Dinophyceae; Suessiales; Symbiodiniaceae
Source: the annotation of a GenBank genome assembly